AACAUCAUGUCGGCUCCAACGAUAGAUAGCACCGAAGCGAUCACGAAUUCUGGAUAUGGGAGCAGCGAUGAAACGGCCAGUCUUCUGGUCGCCGGACCCGCCGUUACCGUCAUAGUUCCGUCAGAAAACAGAACAGUUAAACCAGUUCUACAAAGACAAGACUGCACAACGCAUUUAAGACCUCAACUGUCAGGAGGGCCGGGCAGCGAAGAGAGUGGUACGUCCAUACGAAUGGAAGAAGGUACAGCGAGAAGCGUCCCAGACAUAGAAUUGCAAUGCCGCGAUACUGUUCCGCACGCAGACAGACCCCAGACUUUAGUAUCGCCAAUGGCCGGCUGCUCCCACAGAGGUUCAGUGACCGCCUGCACAUUAGUUCCACACUCGCAUUCUAGAUGUCGCGUUUGUGAACGAAGACAAUCAACGGCGCCGGUUUCAGCGUUACAACUAGCGCGAUCUGUGUCCCGAGAGAGUGUACGAUCCGCACUACACUACCCGUGUGGCUGUAGUUCGCUCCACGCGGUCAGUACGUGCCCUGUUAUACAGCCCCCGGCGCUGUUGCUACCAACAACUAGUGCGAGAAUCAUCCGACAGAGUUCGCAGCCGGAGUCUAGCGCAUGCGCGGCACACUGUCCUCACCACAGCCACCACCACCCUAGCGCCUCGUUGCGACAACUAAGGGAACCAGGCGACGGAAUUGCCGGCAUCGCCGCUGACUCUCUACGAAUCAACGGAGGAAUGCGACCAUUCAAACAGGGGCUGCUCCUCUGUCCGCAAACCCUGUCGCAGACUCGUCGAGCCCGACUGAGACGGGCGUUCACUGAAGCCACGGGAGAUACUGUUACCUACGUUAAAACGGUGGGCUUCUGUUCGAUUAUGCACCGGCAAUCCCACAUCGGCGACUGUACAAUCUCCACAAUACACCUUCUCUUUACCCUGAUCACACACAAAAGUCUAUACGAUAUCACGAAACAAUACUAA
This is a messenger RNA of Bombyx mandarina (wild silkworm), 978 nucleotides long. RefSeq names its product small conductance calcium-activated potassium channel (gene SK). Lineage: Eukaryota; Metazoa; Arthropoda; Insecta; Lepidoptera; Bombycidae. The record is from RefSeq and is a predicted model, not a curated record. Gene Ontology annotation, cellular component: membrane. Gene Ontology annotation, molecular function: small conductance calcium-activated potassium channel activity; calmodulin binding. Gene Ontology annotation, biological process: potassium ion transport.